CUCGUUCCGUGGUCCCAUCCAAAGCUCGAUGGUGCUGCUCCCUCUGUUUCCAGCGCCUCUGCGCCGCGAGUCAAAAGUGAAGCUUAUCAAAGCGUACAGCAAAGCCCUUCUUCAUCCAAAGCCAGUUCCACUUCAGCAGGUCCACCACCACGAGGGUCACCUUCGCCUCGUACCAAUAGCUCCAAACGAUCCGACUCAAUGGGACUGCUGUGUUGCGCCGCUAAAUGCUGCGGCUGCAUGGCGCUCUCACAGCUCUGCGCGCUGUUGCUGCCUCUGGGCAUUUUGGCUGCGCUUGGCCUGCUUUUCUACACGUACGCAAUCCCGUGGGGCGAGGACCAGAUUCGGCAGGCGCUCAACCUCGCGUCCGACGUCGAUAUUGGCGACCUCAACGCCAGUUACGUCGAGGCCAACAGUUGCUCUGGAUGCGUCUUCGGUAGCAACACGCAGUGGCCUACCAACACCACAGGCACGUUGCAUUUCUUGGACUCUAAGGCCGGCAGUACAGCGUCGGGUGUCAUCGCCACCUCUUUGGCUGGCGCGGCAGUGAUUGGUACAGGCUCGAUCCUCUGGGCUUCGGCGAUGCCCAGCGCUGCUGCAGCGCUGAGUUUCUCCGGAGGCUUCUAUGAGAUGACGCACAUCGUCGAGCAGGCUCAAUUCGUUGGUAUGAUCAGCCAACUGAGAAUUGAAGGCGCCCCGACGUUUCUGAUGCAGUUCUCCAAGGAGCUGUCAUGGACGAAUUUCAACUUGAUUAAAGGAAGUAGCGAUGACUCUAGCAGCAGUGGAAGCGAUAGCGACGGAACCCGGAGACUAGACGAUUCCAGCUCAAGCGCGACAGGUUUUGUCGCCGCUGCUGGAGAGUCAGGACCGGCAAGAUAUGCCGCUCUGAUCGGCGUUGAUGCCGAUGACCUUUUCUUCUACACACUCGUGACCUUUGUCGUUGUGAUUGCAGUGCUGCACGCGCUGUAUUUGGUGUUCGUCAUGGUCGUGGGUGCCAUGUCCAAGCAGGAAUCGUUCGGUGAAGUGGCGCGUAAAUGGUAUCGCAAGGUUAUCUGGGCCGGUGUGCUGGCUCUGCUGUUGGCUCAGUACAUGUUCGCAAUGGCGGGAAGUUAUUUCGUUUCGGAAGGAUCUUCAAAUGACUCGGCCAAUGGUUCUAGCUCACGAUACGCACUGGGUAUUGUCGCUCUUGCGGCUGUUGUGCUCUUAGCUCUUGGACUUGGUAUCAUCGUUGUUGGGAACAACACAGAUGAACUUAAAGACGUGGGAACCUAUGAGCACGACCAGCGAGCGUUCAGCAGCAAAUACAGCGCCUACUACGACGAGUACAACUUCGACAACCGCUUCUUCUUCGUGCCUCGCAUUCUCCUGGCAGUCAUGACUGGAGCGAUCGUUGGGAUUGUUCGCGAUGCCACGACUCAAUUGCUAUGUAUCAUGGCUAUUACGAUGGUGUACUUGAUCUUGCUCCUCAUCCGUCAGCCGAAUCUGCUGCGGUUCCUGUACUACAUCGGUAUCGCGUCGGUAUUCAUGAAGGUGGUGCUUAUCUGCCUUAUGCUCAUCGUGGCCAGAGACGACUACUUCCCGCAGAACGUGCGUGACAAUGUGGCCUACGGUAUCAUCGGAGUGAACAUUUUCAUCUUCUUUUUACUGUUCGUACGCCAAGCAUACACGAUUGUCCACAAGAUGGUUAUCGCCUGCCGUCAUAAGAAGAACGGCAAGGACUCGAGCUUGGAUGCUACUGACAUCAAUCUCGAGUUUGGAAACAACAUGUCCACCAACGUCCGCAGUUACGAGCAGGUGGAGAACACACCAGCAGGCCAGGGUGUGGAUUGGUACGCGAACAAACAGCUACAAGAACAACGGCAUAACCAGCAACUACAACAACAGCAACAACAGUACCAAACGCAGACUAGCGCAAUGUCCGGUUACAGCACUCAGAGCUCCCGCAGUGGACACUCCGAUAAUGUACCAAUGCUGGAGCCACCUCCAGAGCCUGUCCCGGUCUUCAGUCGAUCACGAGGAAAGAUUCGUCCACCGGUGUCUCGCAACCAGCAGUACUCAUUUGGAGACUCGACGCGUAGCGCAGAUGCCUUUGAAGUGAAUAAUGCUGCACCAGCUCCCGCCCCUGCUCCUGAACCUGAACCGGAAAUUCCGACGUACGAUGUACUGUCAGCUUACCUCGGGACGAACAAAACUGGUGACGAGGCUGCAUACUCCACGUCACCAAAGUCUGGAAGAGGACAGUCGUCGAGAGGCCAGCUCUCGUCAAGAGGACAGAAUUCUUCAAGAGGUCAGAACUCUUCGAGAGGCUUGGCAUCGUCCAGGGGUCCGCCGUCAUCGAGAGGUCAAUCAUCGAGAGGAGGAGCUGCUAUGUCCGGAUCGGGCGUUGGCUCACGUCCAUCGACGGUGCCGCUCGACGCGUACGCAGAGAGUUUCUCCGGUUCGGGUGUCAGUAGCUCUUCGUCGAGACGGAAACGUAGUUUUGAUAUGGAUUCGUUGCGCAAGGAUGUGGAUAUUGACGAUGUGGAUAUCGAUGACUUUUCAGCUGCGCCUUCAGCGCCCAGCAAGCAGUUUAAUCCUGGUGCAUCGAGUGUAAGUCAGCAGUUUGCUCCUGGUGCGUCACAAGCCAGCUCGGUGGCUAUGAUGCAGUCGUACGUCAACUUCUCGGACUCGAUGGUUUCGUCUGUCAGCAGCCAAAGCACCGUGAAGCAGGACAACACGUUCUCAGCGGCGAUGGGCGCUGCUGCUCAUCAGUCCAACAAAAGUGGCGGCUAUGGUAGCAGUCCUCAGGCCAAGAUGUCGAUCUUCUCGAACGACUCGGAGAACAGCUUUGACGGGGACAGCAGCGGCUGGUUCAAGGCUCGAUCAAAGACCGUGGUCAGUACGGAUGAGGAUGGAAACGAAGCCAACGAUGUGGAAGGCCAGAGCUACGAACUUGGUCCGCUUGGUGUGACCAAGUCAGCCUUCUCGCGCGACUCGAUGGACUCGUACGGCUACCAGUCGACGGCCAAUUUCGCGACAUCUCGUGUGGAUUUCAAUGCCCAGAGUCGAAUCACUGACAAUGGUAGUGACGAUGGCAUGUAUUACCCUUCACGUCGACGAGGAACAGGCUCCUCGAACCAGUCAUCGAACCAGUCGUUCCUUAGCGCCCACUCGGACGAUAGUGCGUCGUACUAUGACGUCGACAAAGUCCGCCGCGACGACCACCCCAAUACCUUAACGCUCUAAAUGCGUUCGCUUCCGAGUGAUAGGAAAGCCACCAGCUCUAGGAGUAUCUGUAUGUAUAAUGGAGUUGGUAUCAAUCACAAUGUGCAACCAGUUCAACGUCCUAGUCGUCGCUUUGUCUUGGUAUCGAACACAACUCAAUUAAUGUGACCC
Molecule: messenger RNA, 3372 nt
Organism: Phytophthora nicotianae INRA-310
Lineage: Eukaryota; Oomycota; Peronosporomycetes; Peronosporales; Peronosporaceae
Exons: 1
Biological process (GO): transmembrane transport
Source: RefSeq, a predicted model, not a curated record